AUGCCAACAAUUGGAGAAAGGGGCACUCAGCAACUCAACGACAACAACAACAACAACAACAGCAACAACAACAACUCGCUAGUGAUUUGCGCUUGCGCCACCCAAGCGGUGCUAGUUGGAGACUUGAACCGCGGCGGCGGCGGUGGUGGUGGCUUCGAUAGCUAUGGCCCACCACCGCGUCCAGCGCCACAGUAUGGCGCACCACCACCACAGCAUGUGCCACAUCGCGAGUACGGCGUGCCACAGCAGAUUCCAUUCCGGGAGUACGGACCACCAGCGCUCAAGUACGGCCCACCCAAGCUGAACUUCUUGGGUGGUGGCGGUGCCGGCGGCAGCGCAUUGCACGAGCAGAUUAAGAUGCACUUUGGAGUGCCCAAGCCUUACUAUGGACCUCCGCAUAUACAGCACAAGCCGGCACCACAGUACGGACCUCCACCACCGAAGGUGGUGUAUGGCCCACCGAAGCCACAGUAUGGCCCACCACCGAAGCCACAGUAUGGCCCACCGCCACCACUGAAGCUGCAGCAUCGCCCCGCACCACAAUAUGGACCACCCAAGCCACACUACGGCCCACCACCACCACAAUCGCUGCCAGCACCACAUCCCGCACCGCUGUUCAAGCCCGCCCAUCAGCCCGCCAGCAGCUACGGCCCACCCGCCUCCGGGCCACUCAACCUGCCACCCAAGCCCGUCUACGAUACACCACCCAACUAUGGCCCACCACCACUGCCCAUCAAUGUGCCUGGACCACAACCCGGCGGCUUCAAUCGCGCACCCGAAACCACCAUCAUCCUCAGCGGUGGUGGCGGCAACCAUGGCCAGCAGCUAUCCGGCGGUCCAGUCAAGCAGGUUCAAAUCCAAAUCGACGCCUCUGGCCACACCCACAGCGUCAGCGGCUCCCAGGCGCCCUUCCACACCGCCUGCGAUGGCUGGAAACCCAUUCCAGCGCCCAUUGGCGCCUACGUCGAGCAGAACCACAUUGAAACCCAAGGUGGCUACAGCCAUGUGGCCCAGGCCCAGGCCCAAGCUCAGGCUCAGGCUCAAGCUCAAGCUCAGCUGCACUCGCAACAAUCCUUUGGCACUCAAUACAGCAUUGGAAGCAGCAGCAGCGGCGGCGGCAGCAUUGUCGAUGGUCUGACGGAUGAGCAGCUGGUGGCUGUGGCGCUGCAAGGCGAAGGCGGCAAUAUCAUCACCACAAGCGGCGGCGGCGGCGGCGGCAAUGAUGGACGUCUCAACUCCAUUGAAUCCGAAGCGCUGCAGCUCUCGCUUGGCUCCAUUGACGACAGUUACUCGAAGCCGCCAGCGGACUCCUUUGCUCCUGGCUCUGGACACGCGCACAAGUAUCAAACGAUUGGCAAUGACUUGCCACCACCAGCAGCACAGUAUGCAGCACCACCACCACCGCCGCCGCAGUUUGCUGCACUCAGCAGCAGCCAGUCCCACGCCCAAUCUCAGUCCCACUCCCACUCCAAUGUGAAUAUUCAGUACGGCGCACCCUCGGGCAACCCUCAGCCGUAUCCACAGCAUGGCGCUGGUCAGCCAAACAAGCCCGUUGCCUAUCGCCCGCCCGUGCCCGCUGGUCUGCUGGAGUCCAUUGGCGCCACUGUGCAGCAUUUGGAUCAGUUUGGCGUCAAGCCCGCCCAGCAGCCAGCCACGUAUAUUCCACCAGCGGCCCAUGAGCUGCCCGUGAAUGCACCUGCGCCCAGCUACAAUCCACCACAAGCAUUGCAGGCACCACCACCACCGCAGAUCAUAGUGCAGCAACAACUGCCGCAGCCACAGCCCGGACCAGCGUUCGGACAUCAGAAGCAGCAGUAUGGACCACCACCACCACCACAGUUCCUGCCACCACCCAAUCAGCAGUAUCUGCCCGCACCACCAGCAGCUGUCUUCUUGCAGCAGCAGCAGCAGCAGCAGCAACACCACCAGCAGCACUUGGAGCACAGCUUCAGUGGCUCACAGCAUCAGCAGCAGCAGCAGCAGCAGUUUAUUCAUGCCCAGGGCUUGCCGCUGGCUCAGCAAGCGCCGCGCUUUAGUCACGGCCCACAGCAGCAGUUGGCACCACAGACGGUUGUGGUGCACGACUGCGGCCAUGGACCCAAUCUAGUCAGCAGCAAUGGCUACCAAAUCCAACAGCAGCAGCAGCAACACUUUGGCAGCGUCUCUGCCGCCUCAGCUGGCGCCUACAAUGCCAUUGCCCAGAGCAUUCCCGUGGCGGAGCAGCACACGCAGUUCGUCACCGGACCCGCCGACAGCUACGGCCCGCCGCCCUCGGGCAAUGACAUUGACUUCGAUCACAGCGGCUAUGCCUCGCAGAAGUCGCAGGUGGCGGCGCUGCCCGAUGGCACUGAUCCCCAGCAGCUGCCAGGACUGGAUGGCCUCAAUGUCAUCUCGGCGCAAAAGUCGCAGAGCAUUCAGCUGAAUGCAAAUGCGCCCACGCAGAAUUUCCAAGUGCAGUUUGGCAGCUCACUGAGUGCCGCCCAGUCGGGUCAACAGCAGCAGCAGCAACAGACGCAGCAGAGCAUUGAGGAUGGCGCCAAUCAUGAGGAGAUACUCUCCCAGGGAUUGCUGCAAUCCAUACUCACGGCCAUUGAGCAGCCGCAGCAGAACCACAAGGCGCAAAGUCGCUCCGAUGAGCAGCACCCCAAGGAGCAGGCCGAGGCGGAGGAGGAGCAAGAGCAAGAGCAGGAGCAGCAGCUGCUCCGUUCUGAUGCCUCCAAUCAGGUUGAGGUGCGUGUGCUGCCCAAUGGAGUUGCAGAUGAGGGAGAAGAAGAAGAGAAGCCAGCUGUGGUCAAGCAAAUUGAGCCCAUUGUGGUCGAUGAGGAAGCCAGGCAUUGA
Messenger RNA from Drosophila busckii, 2838 nucleotides. RefSeq names its product trithorax group protein osa. The coding region runs from base 1 to 2838 and encodes 945 amino acids. NCBI's taxonomy places the organism in Eukaryota, Metazoa, Arthropoda, Insecta, Diptera, Drosophilidae. The record is from RefSeq and is a predicted model, not a curated record. The transcript is spliced from 3 exons.